Apodemus sylvaticus (European woodmouse) is the source of this 1934-nucleotide messenger RNA. It is a transcript of the gene Tdp2, whose product is annotated as tyrosyl-DNA phosphodiesterase 2. The coding region runs from base 88 to 1188 and encodes 366 amino acids. The record is from RefSeq and is a predicted model, not a curated record. Gene Ontology annotation, molecular function: single-stranded DNA binding; 5'-tyrosyl-DNA phosphodiesterase activity. Gene Ontology annotation, biological process: double-strand break repair. The transcript has 7 exons. Lineage: Eukaryota; Metazoa; Chordata; Mammalia; Rodentia; Muridae. Gene Ontology annotation, cellular component: PML body; cytoplasm.
CACGCAGCGCGCCUGCGCAGGUCCUGCGUUUGCCAUCAGUCGCGCGGGAAGCGGUGUGAAGAGCGGGCGUUUUGAGACCCUGUGGCGAUGGCGUCUAGCCGCAGUUCGGAGGCGGCGGAGCCGGCAGAGCCUGCGGCGGCGCCCGCAGCAGCAGAGACCGAAGAGGACCAGGUGAAGAGGCGGCGGCUUCAGUGCUUGGGCUUUGCGUUGGUGGGGAGAUGCGGCACCGCGAUGGCCCCCACGUUCCCGUCGGAGAACAACUGGCAGACGCAGACAGCGUUGAGCGCCUACUUCGAACAGCCAGAGAAUGACCUAGCGUGGCCGCGCCAGCCUCCGACGCCUUUCAAGUCCGAGGCCUAUGUUGAUCUAACCAACGAGGAUGCAGAUGAUACCACCACUGUAGAAACCGGUCCAGCUGGAACUCCUCCAGAAGAUAGCAGCACUAUCUCUUUCAUUACCUGGAAUAUUGAUGGAUUAGAUGGAUGCAAUCUUUCAGAGAGGGCUCGAGGGGUGUGUUCCUGCCUAGCUUUAUACAGUCCAGAUGUGGUAUUUCUACAGGAAGUUAUUCCCCCAUAUUAUGCCUACCUAAAGAAGAGAGCAACCAGUUAUAAAAUUAUUACAGGUAAUGAAGAAGGAUAUUUCACGGCUAUCCUAUUGAAGAAAGGAAGGGUGAAAUUUAAAAGUCAAGAGAUUAUUCCUUUUCCAAACACCAAAAUGAUGAGAAACCUAUUGUGUGUAAAUGUGAGUUUGGGAGGAAAUGAAUUUUGCCUUAUGACAUCCCAUUUGGAGAGUACCAGAGAACAUUCUACGGAAAGAAUGAGUCAAUUAAAAACUGUUCUUCAAAAAAUGCAAGAGGCUCCAGGUUCAACUACUGUUAUAUUUGCAGGAGAUACAAAUUUAAGAGACCAAGAAGUUACCAAAUGUGGUGGUUUACCUAACAAUGUUUUUGAUGCCUGGGAAUUUUUGGGCAAACCUAAACAUUGCCAGUACACAUGGGAUACAAAAGCAAAUAAUAACCUCAGGAUUCCUGCAGCUUGUAAGCAUCGUUUUGAUCGAAUAUUUUUCAGAGCAGAAGAGGGGCACCUUAUUCCGCAAAGUUUAGACCUUGUUGGGUUGGAAAAACUGGACUGUGGUAGAUUUCCUAGUGACCACUGGGGGCUCCUGUGCACCUUGAAUGUAGUACUGUGAAAAGCUUCCCAAAUUCCAGCUUUACACGUUGGUUUGCAAUAGUUGUGAAUAUGUGCAGAUCUCAACCUUUCAGGAAAGCUAGGUCUAAUACAAAGAAUUAAUAAACUGGAUGAUUAGUGCAGCAAAAACAAUUAACAUUUUACUUUGUGUUGUGUGUCCUUGGAGUUAAGAAUUGGUGUUUAUAAUAAAUCAAAGCAUGCUUAUGUUCAGAAUGUGUGGGCUUUUGUUUAAAGAACACAGACUUUUAGCUUUUAACAAACUCAUUGUUGCCAUUAGAACUUCAAGUAAUGGCUGUUAUCUUGGGGCUAACUAUUGUUUGAUUUAGGCACCAAUAUGAUACUUUAAACCAUUUUAUUAUGAGAAAAAUAAGCCAUUGUUACAUUCUGUAAGUUCAGAAAGGUAAGUGAAAAAGCCACGGCCAUCUGUAGUAAAGUAGAUGACAGCUGUCGCAUAUCAAGACUUAAUUUUGUCAGCUGAUAUUAUAUAGUGACUAAGUGGUGAGUCACAUUUGCAUUUUGAUUAUUGUUAGUGAUUUGCUGAUAACUGUCAAAGUUCAGCUUGCCAAUGAUUAAACCCAGUUUAGUAACAUGAGGAAUUUUUUUAAGAGGAAAUUUCAGAAGAAAAGUAACUUUCAGUUUUGUUACUGUUAAGAUGGAAAUACUUUGCAGAGAGAAUAAAGAAUACUUUUUUGUAAAUGUUCUGUAAAGAAAAAAUGUACAGUAAAUAAAGUGUUUUCUUUGUUUGUA